AUGUCUGAGAAAUUCAAGACAGAGCCGGAAGAUCUCGAGGCUACAGUGUCUCACUCCAGCGGCUUCUCGCGCUUUGCCUCUCUCUUCGGCGGUACCAACGUCUGGGUCGGGCCUCGCAUCGCGCCGCUGCCCGCAUAUCUCAAGAACGACGUGUCUGAGGGCGAAGAGUCGAGCGAAGCAAUCCUCAACCGACAGCUCGCGUCAGAAGAUGGCACCUCGAUCCAAUACAGGACCUGCUCGUGGCAGAAGACGGCCGCGCUGCUCUUCAGCGAGUACAUUUGCCUGGCCAUUAUGAGUUUCCCCUGGUCGUACAGCGUGCUGGGCCUUGUCCCCGGCCUCAUCUUGACCGUCUUCGUUGCCGCCGUUGUGCUCUAUACAAGUCUCAUCCUGUGGGAGUUUUGUCUGCGCCAUCCAGAGGUGCGCGACGUGUGCGACAUUGGCCAGAUGCUCUUCUGGGGCAAGGAAUGGGCGUGGUGGGGAACCGCCAUCAUGUUCGUCCUCAACAACACGUUUAUCCAGGCCCUGCAUGUCCUGGUGGGCGCAAAGUACCUCAACACCAUGACGGCGAGCGAUCACGUCGGUGGGUGCCGCACCGUCGUCUUCAGCGUCGUCGUCACCGUCAUCUGCUUGAUCGCCUCGCUGCCUCGCACGUUUAGCAUGAUGUCCAAGCUCGGCACGGCGUCUGCCUUCUUCACCUUCAUCUCUGUGCUGCUGGCAACCAUCUUUCAGGCCAUCCAGAAAGAGCCUGCGGGCUUCAGUGCGGCCCUGGGCUCGCCAAUUGUCACCGCUCUUCCCGUCAAGGGAACCUCAUUCGUCAACGCCAUGGGCGCCUUUCUGAACAUCAGCUAUACUUUUAUCGGCCAGAUUACGCUCCCCAGUUUCAUUGCAGAGAUGCGAGAUCCUAGGGAAUUUCCCAAGUCGCUCUGGGCCUGCACCAUUGCCGAAAUCAUCGUCUUCUCCGUUGUUGGCGGAGUCAUCUACGCCUACACUGGCAACCAAUAUGUGACUGCUCCCGCUUUUGGAUCCCUGGAUGAUGUUUACAAGAAGGCGGCCUUCUCCUUCAUGAUUCCGACGCUGAUUUUCCUGGGAUGCCUGUAUGCUUCGGUGACGGCUCGCUUCGUCUUCUUCCGCGUCUUUCGCAACUCGGUGCACAUGAACAGCCACACUGUUGUGGGGUGGGCCAGCUGGUUCGGCAUCCUGCUCGUUACCUGGAUCUUUGCCUUCAUUAUUUCUCAAGUCAUUCCCUUCUUUAACUCUCUCUUGGCUGUCAUGUCAUCCCUCUUCGAUAGCUGGUUCGGCUUCAUUUUCUGGGGCGUUGCCUACCUGCGUAUGCGAAGCGUGGACGAAAAGGCUGGUCGAAAGCGAAACCGCAUCACCGCGGCGUUUUCAACGGGUGUCAACAUCUUCAUCAUCAUCAUGGGGGUGUUCUUCCUCUCUGCGGGCACGUACGCUAGCGUUCAGAGCAUCAUUGAUGCGUAUGACUCUGGGUCGGUAGGCGGCGUGUUUUCUUGCGCGAGCAACGGGCUAUAA
This is a messenger RNA of Trichoderma atroviride IMI 206040, 1530 nucleotides long. RefSeq lists its product as uncharacterized. Gene Ontology annotation, molecular function: L-amino acid transmembrane transporter activity. The record is from RefSeq and is a predicted model, not a curated record. NCBI's taxonomy places the organism in Eukaryota, Fungi, Ascomycota, Sordariomycetes, Hypocreales, Hypocreaceae. Gene Ontology annotation, biological process: amino acid transmembrane transport.